Messenger RNA from Staurois parvus, 354 nucleotides. Lineage: Eukaryota; Metazoa; Chordata; Amphibia; Anura; Ranidae. The record is from the annotation of a GenBank genome assembly.
AUGCAGACUGCUUCUACAUAAAUUUGUGAAAGAAUGGGUCACUCUCAGGAGCUCAGUGGAUUCAAGCGUGGUACCGUGAUAGGUUGCCACCUGUGCAAUAAGUCCAUCCAUGAAAUUUCCUUGCUACUAAAUAUUCCAGGGUCAACUGUUAGUGGUAUUAUAACAAAGUGGAAGCAACUGGGAACAACAGCAACUCAGCCACGAAGUGAGCGGGGUCAGCGCACACUGAACUGCACAGUGCACAGAAGUCGCCAACUGUCUGGUGAGUCAAUAGCUAAAGACCUCCAAGCUUUGUGUGGCCUUCAGAUUAGCACAACAGUGUGUAGAGAGCUUCAUGGAAUGAGUUUCCAUUGC